Amphiprion ocellaris (clown anemonefish) is the source of this 7873-nucleotide messenger RNA. It is a transcript of the gene neurl4, whose product is annotated as neuralized E3 ubiquitin protein ligase 4. NCBI's taxonomy places the organism in Eukaryota, Metazoa, Chordata, Actinopteri, Pomacentridae. The transcript has 29 exons. Gene Ontology annotation, molecular function: ubiquitin protein ligase activity. The record is from RefSeq and is a predicted model, not a curated record. The coding region runs from base 563 to 5383 and encodes 1606 amino acids.
ACGACUUAUCAUAUGCAAUGGGAAACAAAUACACACAUAUAUAUGAUAUCAGUGUAUAUUAAAUAAGGAUAAAGCGCCAGUGUGUCAAGAAACAAAGUUUUAGGGCUGCGUGCAACAUGCAUUUGAUUAGAGCCAGAAAUGACAACUAAACACAGCUUUAGGUCAGAAAUAAGGUUGUAAAUAUAAGAAUGCUUCAGUUUUACGUAGUUUAAACACUAAAAGUGGAUUUUCUGUUCAGAUUAAAAGUCUGUGUAGAUUCUCAGUCGUCCAGAUUGUGUGUUUCAGGUUAAAUAAAAAAGUAACUGGACCAGAAGUCCAGCUGCUUUUUUACUGAAGGUUUUAUAAUUAUUAGAUUCUAAACAGUUACAUACUUUAAAAGCAAGCUUCAAAUGUUUUCUAAAUUUUCAGAGGUCAUAGUCGAGGAGCGGCUACAACCCUGCUUGUAUUAUGCGAUCCCUCUCUUCGGUCAAUAAGCGUAUUGAACGCGGACUGAAAUCUAACGGCUGCCGUAACGUUACUGUCGCAAAGCCCAACUGUCGGGAACGCUGGCCGCCCACUGAAGAUGGCGGCGGAGCUGCAUCCGCGGAGCGGAAAGCUGAUCGGCCUGUCCAACUCGAACCGAACCGCCAGGCGCAACCAGCCAGUCCAGGAGUUCAACCACGGACUGGUGCUCAGCAAGGAGCCGCUCAGGGACCGGGAUGUCUUCACCGUCCGCAUUGACAAGAAGGUGAACUCGUGGAGUGGCUCCAUUGAAAUUGGCGUGACAGCACUGGACCCCGCAGCGCUGGACUUCCCCAGCAGCGCCACAGGCCUUAAGGGCGGCUCCUGGAUUGUAUCGGGCUGCUCGGUGCUCCGUGAUGGCCGCUCUGUCCUGGAGGAGUAUGGCCGCGACCUCGACCAGCUAGCUGAGGGCGACCGUGUAGGCAUUCAGCGCAGCUCCCAUGGAGAGCUCCACCUCUGGGUUAACGGGCAGGACUGUGGUGCGGCUGCCAGCGGUUUGCCGCCCAAGCUGUGGGCAGUUGUGGAUUUGUAUGGCAAAUGCACUCAAGUAACAGUGGUGAGUUGUGAGCCGCCACCGCCCUCCGCAGAGAGAGAGCGAGAGACAAUAGAGCGGGACGAGGAGGAGGAAGAUGAGGAGGACGAGGAGGAAGAAGUGGUAGUGUGCGGGGGUCGUGAGGAUGUGGGAAUUGCGGCACUGAUGAAUGUGGCAGCAAUGAAUGGAAUGAUGAACGGAGAUGAAGUGCCUGAGCUUAGCUGCAGUCACAGCAGACCAGACAAGUUCCCCAACAACCUGGAGCCUGACACUGUUUUGACAGAACACCAGCUUUUUGACGUGUUCAACAACGCAAUAGUUUCAUUUUAUCGUUCUGAAGAUGAGGGCGGAGGGAGUGAUGGUGGAGGUGGGGGUGGAGGAGGAGCUGGAGGAGGCAGCGGCGGAGGGGGCAAUGCAUUACCUGACUCCUCCUCCAGAAAUGAGAGGGGGAGCAGCAGCGGAGGAGGCGCAGUUAACAGUGACAGUGGAUCUGGGACAACAGGAGGCGGAGGAGGUAACGGUGGUGGAGAUGGUGGAAAUGCUAAUAACGGCCCUGCUGGUAACGGAGGGGCGCUGCCAGGAGCUUUGACAGGUGGGAUGACCACCAAUGACGCACUGCUGUUCCAUGAGAAGUGUGGCACGCUGAUCAAGCUGAGCAACAACAACAAGACGGCGGAGCGAAGGAGACCGCUGGAUGAGUUUAACAACGGUGUAGUGAUGACCAACCGCCCGCUCCGACACAACGAGAUGUUUGAGAUCCGGAUUGAUAAGCUUGUUGACAAAUGGUCAGGCUCAAUAGAAAUCGGUGUGACCACACACAACCCUAACAAUUUGGAUUAUCCUGCAACUAUGACUAAUCUGCGCUCAGGUACAAUCAUGAUGAGUGGCUGUGGGAUAUUAACUAACGGGAAAGGAACCCGCAGGGAGUACUGUGAAUUCAGCCUUGAUGAACUUCAGGAGGGAGAUCACAUAGGGUUGAUGCGCAAAGCCAGUGGAGCACUCCAUUUCUACAUCAAUGGCAUCGAUCAAGGUGUUGCAGCAGCCCAGACCCCUGGCGUGGUCUAUGGCGUGGUCGACCUCUACGGCAUGGCCGUCAAAGUCACCAUAGUCCACAACCACAACCACAGUGACCGCCUCAGACGCAACAACGCCAUCAUGAGGGCUCUAUCCCCUGAUGUUGGCCGACCUCGGCCAGCCCUCUCUCUCACUCCAGACACAGAGGGGCCUGACCGUCUGCUCUUCCACCCCAACUGUGGCCAGAAGGCUGCGAUCAUCAGUGAUGGCAGGACGGCGUUGCGGCCACAUGCGACAGAUGACUUCAACCAUGGCGUGGUCCUGAGCAGCCGGCCACUACGUUCCAACGAGGUGUUCCAGGUUCGCAUAGACAAGAUGGUGGACAAGUGGGCAGGUUCCAUAGAAAUUGGUGUCACAACGCACAACCCCGCCUACCUGCAGCUGCCCUCCACCAUGACAAACUUGCGCUCAGGGACGUGGAUGAUGACGGGGAAUGGUGUGAUGCACAAUGGCACAACAAUACUGGAUGAGUAUGGACACAACCUGGACCGACUCAAAGCAGGUGACACAGUCGGUGUAGUUCGGAAAGAAGAUGGCAGCCUCCAUUUCUUUGUGAACGGUGUGGCGCAGGGCCCGGCAGCCUGGAAUGUCCCCCCGAGUGUCUACGCCGUGGUUGACCUCUACGGCCAGGCGGCUCAGGCGACCAUCAUGGAUGACAUGGUGGACCUCCCCCCUCUUCCAGAGGACAGCACAGAGGGCCCAACAGCCAUUUCUCCUGGGAGCCCCUGCUCAGUAGGGGGCGCCACCACAACCACUGACCUGCGUUUUCACCAGCUGCACGGCACCAAUGCUGUCAUCACCAACGGUGGGCGCACGGCCCUGCGCCAGAACUGCCGCAGCGAGUUCAACGACGCUAUUGUCAUUUCCAACAGGUGCCUUCGGGAUGGAGAGUUGUUUGAAAUUGUUAUUCAGAAGAUGGUGGACCGCUGGUCAGGUUCAAUAGAAGCAGGAGUGACAGCCAUCAGGCCAGAGGAGCUUGAGUUUCCAAACACUAUGACUGAUAUUGACUAUGACACCUGGAUGCUAAGUGGAACAGCGAUCAUGCAAGAUGGCAACACAAUGCGCAACAACUAUGGUUGUGAUUUGGACUCCCUGACCACAGGCUCGCGAAUCGGCAUGAUGCGCUCAGCCAGUGGCGACCUCCACUAUUAUAUCAAUGGCUUGGACCAAGGUGUUGCCUGCUCUGGUCUGCCACCAGAGGUGUAUGCGGUUAUCGACCUGUACGGUCAGUGUGUUCAGGUGUCCAUCACCAGCUCCUCAGGUCCACUGGAUAACAGUCUCUGUACCAGCAACAUCACUGAGAAGAGCUUCCCCAUCCACUCACCAGUAGCAGGUGUUGCCCAUCGGCUCCACAGUAAACAUGGUAAGAACGUGGUGCUGCUCGGCGAGGGUUGCCAGGCUGUCAGAGUCGGUGGUUAUGCACAUGGCAUCGUGUUCAGUGCAAAGGAGCUCAGAGCAGAUGAGCUGUUUGAGGUGAGGAUUGAUGAAGUGGAUGAGCAGUGGUGCGGUUCGCUGCACAUCGGUCUGACAACACUGGCACCUCCGGAGUUGCCGUCUUGCCCCCUGUCAGGUCUCUCCCCCUCCCUCCCACAGCUCCGCACCAAGGUCACCUGGCUGCUCUGCGGCUCUGAAGUCCGUCGCAACGGAGUGCUGCAGCGGCAGAACUACGGUUGCUCACUGGACCGGCUGAUGGUUGGGAACCGUGUGGGUGUGAAGAGGUGCAAUGAUGACACCAUGCAUAUCUUCAUUGAUGGAGAAGACAUGGGACCUGCUGCCACCGCCGUAGCCAAGAAUGUUUACGCAGUUUUGGACCUGUAUGGACGUAUUACAGCAGUGUCCAUCGUCAGUUCCUCGCUGAUGGAGGACAUGGAGAGUGUCAAGGCGCCCUCGCUGUCCUCAGACAGCUGCAGUGAAGGAGAGGAGGACAGCACCCCUGUGAGAGAGGUUGAGAGUGAGCCAUGUGCACUGGUGCCUACUGUAAUGGCAUUCCUGGAAAACCAUGGCAAAAACAUCCAGCUGUCUAACCAGAAUCUGACAGCAGCCAGAGUGUCAAGCUACAACCAGGGCCUGCUGGUCACCGCCCAGCCGCUGGCUCAUCAGCAGCUGUUUCAGUUUCAGAUCGACCGCCUGAACCCGUCAUGGACGUCAUCAUUGUCGUUAGGGGUGAUAGGCCACUCCCCCGACCGACUCAACUUCCCUUCCACGGCAUGCUGUCUGAAACGCUCCGCCUGGCUGCUGCAGCGAGACUCUGUCUUCCACAACUCCCUAAAGAUAUGUGAGAACUAUGGCCCUAACCUGGAUACUUGUCCGGAGGGGACAGUGUUGGGUCUGCUGGUGGACGCCAACAGUUGUCUCCACCUCUAUGUCAACGGCAUGGAUCAGGGCGUGGCGGCACAGGACAUCCCUUCGCCCUGCUACCCCUUCAUUGACCUCUAUGGCCAGUGUGAACAGGUUACUAUAGUAACAAACAACGUGCCAGCUGUGGGAGGAGAGAGCGGUGAGACCCGCUGUCAGGGCGACAUGGAGAAGGCAGACAUGGUUGAUGGAAUCAAAGAGAGUGUGUGCUGGACGCCCCCUCCAGAGGUCAACCCCAACAAGACCUGUGAGUACCAGGCGCUGUGCUCACGCUUCAAGGACCUGCUCACAUUACCAGAUGGUUACUUCAAUGAAGACGCAAAGUACAACCUGUGCUACUGUGAGUCCUGCCACAAGCUUCGGGGUGACGAGGCUUAUUACAAAAGAGGAGAGCCACCCCGCGACUAUGCCCUGCCCUUUGGCUGGUGCCGCUUUGCCCUCAGGAUCAAGUCCCACUGUGAGGUGUCUAAUGCAUUGAAGAAGUGGCACAUUGCGUACCACGGCACCAGUGUAGGAGCUCUGCGACGCACACUGGACCACAGCCAGCUCCUGCCUGGGACGUCGUCAAUCUUCUCCGUGUCGCCCGUGAAGGCGGAGGGGCCCAACGGCUACAGCGAGCCCGAGGAAAACAGUGCUCCAGGCAGGGAGGUUCCCAGAGUGCGGCUCUCCCCCACCAUGCGUUACUCUGGAUUGGAGAUCUUUGCUCCCAAAGUGCAAUUUCAGGACCCCCGUUCUCACCGUUCCCACCAGGCUCAGGUGGGAUUCCAGGUGUGCGUACGUCCAGGAUCCUACAAGGUUGGACCUCAGACACUUGGUCAAAGUGAAGCCCUGGAUCCUCGCUUCAGCAACUCAGAGAUUGAGUGGAUAACUAAGGAGCAGGGCGGCACGCUCCUUUACGGACUGCUCAUUCGGGUCGAAUGAACGGAGCAACGAAGGAGGCAUUCGGGGGGAAGUGGGGAGCGUUUACGCGGCACUCCUCGUACUUUUAAUAAACUGACAACCAAAUCCAACCCCUGCCUUGAGCGAGAGACUCCUCUGGAACCCAGCUGUUCCUACUGUGGAUUGUUGACAAUUCAGCAUUUUUGAUUUUUAUUUUUUUUGUCAGUUUUUGGUUGUUUGCUCUCGGACUCUUUUAAUGGCCAGGGGGCUACGGCGGUUUCCAAGAACAGACACUGCCUGCACUUUAUGUUUCGGACACUCGUGGGCGAUUUUUAAACUAACUUCUCAUCGACACGACAUGUUUGUUCAUUCGCUGAAGUUGUUUUGGGUAUUUUUUGCCACAAUUAUGUUCUCAUUCUUCCUCAUCACUUGUUUUCUUCCACUCUCAUAAACAGCUACAUUUUCUUUUUCGGCACUUAUUUGAACACUUAUCACCUUUGUUCUGGUCAGUGUUUCAUUUUGGGAGGAGCUUGUUUCCUGCCAAUCUGCACGUUAACAAAAAAAAGGAAAAAAAAAAGGACUGAAACAUGGGUAAAAAAAAAAACAAGAGUGACAGUGUUUUCACAAAAACAUAUAUAUAAGAAAAAACAGAGACACUUGAAUCUGAGAAUGAACCCAAGAGUGUCAUGUGAUUGUGACUUCUUUAGAAGGAUUUUAAAACUGGAGGUAAAAAAAAGAUGUUUACACACGUACCACUAUAUGUUGCUGUCCUCUUCAUGUCUCCACAUUAGCAGUCUGGCUUUUUUUCAUGAGUCAUGUUUGCUUUUCUGCUCUGGCCCAGCAUCAUAUCUGACUCCUCAUCAAAUAGAAAACACUCAAAAGUUGUAAUGUGGAGAAAACUGGAGCUUUGAGUCAGAAAAUUGACUUCUGAAAGAUCAAACUGCACCUUUUGCAAACUUAAAAUAGUGCCAGAUGAUGAAUGAUUAAUUAUGUUCCAGCCUUACAACUUGUGUGUGUUACAAGUUAUGGGAUACAUCAGUAAAUAUGUUUUAAAAAUAUUCUGUAUUUAGACAUGGUGGGUGUGGGAUAUACAGACCUACUGUUUCUGGCUGAGUGCAAAGAUUUAAAGGAGUUAUCAGCUUAUUUGCUAAGCGUUAGAUGAUUAUCAUUUCUCCACUUUUACCUCUGUAUAUUAAAUAUGAAGCUACAGCUAGCAGCAAGCUAGUCCCGUUCAAUUCCCUCCCAGAUGGUUCCCAAAGAAAAGUUUUUUUUUUUAACUAUCUGGGAAAAGCCACAGAGAGUUAACACCCAUGCCUUAUAUGAAGUGUUUUCAAACAAUAUUUUUUACUUUUACCUGUGAAAAGGAUGAAACCUAGUGUUAAGUGAUUGGUAUAGCAAGUGUACGUCAGGUUAAGCACCUCCACGGUGUGCAGCUACUUCCCGUUUCUAUGGAGACCAUCUGGAAAUGUGAGCGGCGCAGCCCUGAACAGAUCAGCAGGCGGCUAGCUUAGCAUAAAGGCUGGAUAUGUGGAGAAAUUACUAGAAGUACUAUCCAACAGUAAUGAAAUAAUACACCUGACAGCACCUCAGAAAUACAAAUCAGCAUGGUUUUUACUCAUCUAGUUACUUUGGACAUCAACGGUUCACCGGUUACGUCCUGAGCUGGUUGCCUGGCAACGGCUAAAAAGCUUAUAAUUUUGACAAAGAAAUGGUGCAAAGGCACAAGACAAAGUGCAAAAAUACUUGUGAAACUGUGAUUAGCCCUUUUUACACCUCUGUUUUUUAGCUUUAGAAGCGGCGGCAGUCUGUAAAGAAUCGAUGCUUACUGUAGCUUUAAAUAGCGGUAACAGUCAAACUCCGAAGGUUAAAAAGGCCCCAAAGCAAACUGUUGUUUUAAAGGUGGAUAAAUGAACUCAGUCUCACUCCUGUCAUCGUUUACACCUCCACGCUGAUCCAUCCACCGGUCACGUCUGACACCGUUUACCCGGCAGGACCGCCACAGUCGACAAGGACUUACGAGCUCAGUGUUCAGUCAUCCGCAUCACACGACCUACUGGUGUUUACAUGUGAAUGUUUUUUUAAUUAGGGCUCGGCAGUUCUUUUACUCCAACGGACAUAAUUGAUUUACACUUGUCAAAUGUUUAUACGAGGGUUUUUGUCUGAUCCGAAACAUCCACUUUGAUUGAUUGUAUGUGAGCAGCUUUACAUCAGUCUCCAUCCUGUUGCCAAUUUGCUGAAUCUCCUACAGAUAAUAAAUUCUAAUUUAAGAAGCUCAGUCACCUUCUAAGAGCAGCUGUCGUCCGACUGAUAGGAGAUCGAAGGUGUUCGGCAAAGAAGAGAAAACUUCCAGUGAAAAAUGUGAAAAGUACUAUUCUAUGGGUUAUUUACAGCCCAGUGCUGCUUUGUACAAUUUAAUUUGUAUUUUUUUGUUUGUUUUCUGUAUGUUGCGUUGUAUAGGCUGUUACAUAACAAAUCAUAUCUUCCCGAUUUAUAAAAAAUACAAAUAAACUGACUGACAGUAUGCACACACGA